AUGGGCGGUGCCGAAAAAGAUAUAUUCGAACCGCGAAUCAUUCGUGCAAUGAAUUCACAACCGAUGGGAGUGUCGAACCAAUUUCUGAGCCAGCCAUCAUCAAUCUCACAAUCGCCAGCCAACUUACAACCUAGAGCAGGUUCGAUUGCUAAUGGCAGUUUUGCCGCACCAAGCGUAUCUCCAACUGCAUCUUCGGUAACGCCAUCCACUAACUUCCGUGUUGCACAGGCCUGUGACCGCUGUAGGUCAAAAAAGACACGUUGUGACGGGAAACGACCUCAAUGCUCGCAGUGCGCAGCAGUGGGCUUUGAAUGCAAAGUUAGCGAUAAGCUUUCUCGCCGUGCUUUUCCCAAGGGCUACACCGAGACUUUGGAGGAACGCGUGAGGGAGCUAGAGGCAGAAAACCGUCGGUUGGUGGCACUGUGCGAUCUCAAAGAUGAACAACUGCAUUUGGUGUCACGGUUUUCGUCCAAGUCUCGUCCUGGAACGACCUCAUCUCCAGAGGAUGAUCGUCUGCUGCAACAACUGAGCUCUUCAAAUGGCGGGUCGCUGCGUGUUAGCUCCACAAAUCUAUAUCUUCUCAACAAGACUUCGCCCUCCGAAGAGGGCAAUGCCGGUAUCCAUAGAUGCCAGGUUUCCAACUGCAGCGACUCAUCUCAUCCUCAUCUUCACGAGAAACCUGUGAGCACGACACUCGCUGACCCUCAGACCAUUUCCUUCGAGCAGAAUGAGGCACCGGGAUUGCCAGCAGUUAGAGCACUUUCCAGUAUGGCAAACCACGAAUAUUCGUCACAACUGGCAUGUCUUGUGGCAUUGUCCAUACCGCGCUCGACUGAAGAGAUUUUAUUCAUUCCUAGGCUACUGGCACGACUGGGACAGGCAUUUGGACUAACGUCAAAGCAAUGUAUCUACACAGCUUCGCUCUUGGCGUCUUUGAAAGAGCCCUCACAAGUAAUAGUACCGAGCACCGAUGGUCUUUCACAACUAAGGAUAAAGAGUCUGUGGGAAAUUGAUGAUCUGAUGUGGUUUUUUACGCAAAGUUGCAGGUUCAACCUUGGCUCGAGCAGCGACCCCGAUGUUUUGUCUUUUGCAGAGAUUGAAGAUCUCAUAUCGCAAUACUUCGAUAGCUGUCACGCACUAAUACCGGUUCUCAACGAAAACGAGUUCUACAGUUACUAUUUCAAAUUCAAGGACGAUCUUAUUCAUGACAAGGAACUUUUCUCUGACACAAGCUCCUCUUUUGCCCACCGCAGCAAAUCCAUUUCAUAUAAAAUCUUUGGCUGUAUUUUGAUGGUGGUGUGUCAGUUUGGAAUUAUGCUCAAAGUCAAGUCCGAAAACCUGAAGACAACCCAUAAACUGAGCCGCGUUAUGAGUUAUUACAACAAUUCGAUUCCAGCACUUAAAUUGAAUCCUUACUUCACAGUCAAAACAACCUCCAUCAAAAUUUUGCAAUUUAUGUCAUUGCUGCUGUUUUAUUUCUUGAACACGGGAGAUGUAUCAUCAGUCUAUGAGCUUAGAGGUAAAAUCGUGUCCAUGGCACAACAAUUGAGACUUCACCGUUGCCCAAGCGCGGUAUUAGGUACCGAGGGCUCAACCAUGAGCAAAAACGAGCAAGGUGAUCGGAGAUUACUUUUCUGGGGUAUUUACUAUUUGGACGUCUUCUCGGCACUACAAUUGGGUGUUCCUCGUUUGUUGAAAGAUCACGAAAUUGAAUGUGCUCUUCCAUUGAGUGAUAAUAGUAAAGAAGGUGUCACCUUAUCAGAUCAAACAGUCAAACUCGAAGGGCAGGUCUCUGAAUUUUCUUUAUCGUUGUUACGUUUUUCGAAAAUUCUGGGUAACAUUCUAGACUCAAUCUUCAAGCGAGGAAUGACCGCUGUUAGUGCUCAACAGGUUGCUUUAAUUCAUGAGAAUGCCUUAGAUAAUUGGAUGAGAAGUUUGCCGCAACAGCUUAGGUUUCAGCUGGACGUAAACGGAACAGUGGAUGUAAAAGAGUUCGGUAUAGCCAACGAAUGGGCUCAGGAACGUGGUCAAGGAGAUAAGAGGGCUCUUGUGAUUCUGUAUUUCAUGAUAAAAUGCUUGGUUCAUCUACCGGUGCUGGCCGCGAGACCCUUGUCCGCCGGACCACACAGUGAGAUGGAUUCUGAGGAUACUUUGAUCACUGAUGAUCUUGAUGGAUCUGCUGACCGCUCCUCGUCGCACGUUCUUUUACAACAAGCUAUCAAUACUUUUUUGAGCGUUCAGUCAACCUUGGGAAGUCGCUAUCUACCGCUUGCGAUUAAUAUGCCCAGAAUCAAGUCCCAGUUCGCGCUGCUUAGCGCCAGAGGUACUUUAGAUUAUACCAAAGGUGGUACACUGUUCCAGAUCAGUAAGAAUUUGCUACUAGAUGUGGUGAAAGAGCUUGAAGAUACCAAAAGGUUGGAAUUACCUGGGUCGCUCUCGUGGCAUAGCUUGAUUUUGUUAGAUAUGGCUAUCAAUGUCAUCUUACAGCCGCCGCAAAUAAACCCUGAGAAACUCGAUAAGCUUCUAGGGAAGCGCCUUCAGUACUACAACAAGCUAAUGGGCCGUCCAAGCACUAAUUCCGGCUAUAAACGGAAACACGAGGUACAAAACGAGGGAAAUCCACCGAAAUUAACUCCUGCAAGUUCCGAGUGUGAGUCUCCCUUUGAGAAGAAAGUGAAAAUGGAACGUCAUGAUAGUCUCUCGACUGUCCAAGAGGAUGCAAAACCUCUGCCUGCAGGAAGGGAAUCGGGUCCCAACAGUAAGAGCCACUUUGGUGGAAGCAAUCCUCAGAAUGCUAUUGCAGAGGCUUUCCAGUUUGACUCAGUUUUGAACAGUAGCUCUUUCAGCAACACAGAUUUGAGCGCAUUCUUUACUGCAGACGGAGGGGUGCCGAAUAUGGGGAGCGGCAUGUCAAGCUUGAAUCUUGCCACAGUGGGAAAUGGCGAAACGACCAACAGUCACCCAGGCGGGACUGAUACUCGCGGUCAGCUGCAAACUUCCUUCGACGAUGGACUUUUCAGAGUACCGAGUAACGGCGAUUUCUUGAAGGACUACUACCGGGUACCUGGUGCUUCGUCUUCACAGUUGAAUCUUAUGUUUUUGGGUGCUCAUGCAGGUUCAGGAGGUCAGGAUGCGUCUCAUAUUCCCAACAACACUAACAAAAUUAAUAGUCAUGGCAACAGCAAUGACGCUGGAACAGCAUUAGGAUCCGCUGUCGGAACGAAUCAAGCGUCGAUGUUGGCCCGCGGAUCCGGCUUUACAGUCGACGCAUCGCUUGGAUUGGCACCGCUAUUGGCUUGGAGUCCGACAGGUACUGAAGGACAAGAUACACGCACCACGUCUUUCCCGGGAUCCUUCGCAUCUGUCAGUGCAGCUGUUCCGACCAGGCGAGACCCUCGUGGGGAUGCUCAUUACGAGUCGAUGGGAGACUCGAAACAGGAUAAUGGGGAUGAUACUGCAAUAACAAUGCCUGCUAGGGCGCACCGCGGACCUCGCCGGCGGUGGAAUGCAACGUCUGGGACGACAGGAGAACAAAUGCAGUAUUCUCAGGAAAACAACAACAACAAAAAUAACAUUGACAAUAACAACAGUGAUGGUGGUUUCCAGGACCUUUUCCAAUGGCAGAAUUCAGGAUUUUAA
This is a messenger RNA of Lachancea sp. 'fantastica', 3639 nucleotides long. NCBI's taxonomy places the organism in Eukaryota, Fungi, Ascomycota, Saccharomycetes, Saccharomycetales, Saccharomycetaceae. The record is from the annotation of a GenBank genome assembly.